This is a messenger RNA of Lymnaea stagnalis (great pond snail), 1062 nucleotides long. Lineage: Eukaryota; Metazoa; Mollusca; Gastropoda; Lymnaeidae. The record is from the annotation of a GenBank genome assembly.
AUGACGUCACCGGCUGAUCCCGUGAUCACACCGGAUGUAUUCAUCGUGAUAAUGGAGGUGUACACCUGCGUUGAUAUGGUGCUGUCUUUGAUCGGAAUCAUCACCAAUGCCAUCAGCACGAUGGCAUUCCUGGCCAUGGGAGCGGACGACGGGAUCACCGUGGCGUUUCUGUUUCUGUCGUCGUCUGAGUUCUUGUGCUGUUUGGCUGCGCUGGGUCAGAGGCUAUCCCUGGCCUUUUGGGUCGCCGAAUUGGCAACGGACUAUACAACCUGGUUCUCUAUUGAUCCGUACGUCUUCAACGUGUACUUCGGAAAUAUCCGGACAGGUUUAUUCACGAUACCGGUCUUGAUAACGAUGUACAUCGCGGUGGCUAAGUGCAUGUGUGUCGUUAAGCCAUUCGUGUUCAAAAACGUGUUCUUCGUCACCAGGACGUGGUGGGCAAUGGUGGGAAUUUGCGCCAUCUCUAUCGUCACGUACCUGCCUGUCAUGGCCACCAUGGGGGUCGUCGACCAGUUCGAUCUCAAAGUCAACGCGACGCGUCAGCUCGUGUGGUUCUCGCGCUAUCGCGACAUAGUCCAGAACGUCGUCCGCAUCGGACGAGACUCCGUCCCCGCGGUCUCGUCCGAGAUCAUCGUCAUUUUUUGCGUCGCGCUGAUGUCCAGGGCGUUGUCCGAGGCCGUCCGUUUCAGGGAGAGUUUCAAGCACGUGAGUCUCCAAAAUACGCAAGAAAGUAUUUUGACGCAGGUCUCGGCCAGAGGGUCGGCCAGGCUCAGCGGGAAAGAGCUGCAGGUCAUCAAGCAGGUCACGCUCAUCUCCGCGGUCUACGUCGUGUCCAACACGCCCAAGAUCGUCCUGUUCCUGGCCAUCGCGUUCGUGCCAGAUCUGACCCAGGGGAGGCUGUACCAGAACUUGUACGAGGUCACGGUUAAGACGAAGGCCCACGCCGAGCUGUACAUGUCGGUCGUGAACAUCUUCAUCUAUUACAAGUACAACUCAAAGUUCAGGCAGAGCUGUAACCUUCUAGCUUCAAAAAUGUUGGACAAAUUUCAGGUUGUGCUGUAA